UUUCGUCUUGCCGGACCGGGCUCCAAUGCUGCCCGGUUGCGUGUAUGCGAGGACUGUGGCGCACAGUUGAACAUCAUGGACCACGAGUCUCGCAUCGCUGACCAUUUUGGCGGUAAAAUGCAUCUUGGGAUGGUAGAAUGUCGUGAGAGAUAUGCGGAGAUGAAGAAAACUAUAGAAGAUCGUCGAAGAGAACGUAGAGAGAAGGGAUUAGACGGAUCGAGAUUCGCAGAAAGAAGGCGAUCGCCUCCACGACGUGAUAGAGAUCGUGAGGAUAGAGACAGGCGUGACCGAGAUCGUGAGGAUAGAGGUUCGCGCCAUGGAAGUGGAAGUAGCCGUCGGCGAAGGUAG
Molecule: messenger RNA, 348 nt
Organism: Haemonchus placei
Lineage: Eukaryota; Metazoa; Nematoda; Chromadorea; Rhabditida; Trichostrongylidae
Source: the annotation of a GenBank genome assembly